This is a messenger RNA of Oncorhynchus nerka (sockeye salmon), 7347 nucleotides long. RefSeq names its product unconventional myosin-Vc-like. Lineage: Eukaryota; Metazoa; Chordata; Actinopteri; Salmoniformes; Salmonidae. The record is from RefSeq and is a predicted model, not a curated record. Gene Ontology annotation, biological process: actin filament organization; vesicle transport along actin filament. The coding region runs from base 1 to 5211 and encodes 1736 amino acids. Gene Ontology annotation, cellular component: actin cytoskeleton; myosin complex; vesicle. Gene Ontology annotation, molecular function: microfilament motor activity; actin filament binding; ATP binding. The transcript is spliced from 41 exons.
AUGGCUUUGUCGGAACUCUAUACGAAGUACAACAGAGUGUGGAUACCGGAUGCAGAGCAUGUCUGGAAGUCAGCAGAGAUUCUGAGAGACUUCAAACCUGGAGACGAGGCUUUAGAACUGCAGCUUGACGAUGGCACUGAGAUGGUGUACCCCCUGGACAAAUCCAGUCCUCAGCUCCCUUACCUCCGCAACCCCGAUAUCCUGGUGGGAGAGAAUGAUCUGACAGCUCUCAGCUAUCUCCACGAGCCUGCCGUACUACACAAUCUCAAAGUGCGCUUCGUGGAGUCCAACAUUAUCUACAGCUACUGUGGAAUCAUCCUGGUGGCUGUUAACCCAUACAAGCAGCUUCACAUCUAUGGAGAUGCAGUCCUUCAGGCGUACUCUGGACAGAACAUGGGAGCUAUGGAUCCUCACAUAUUCGCUGUGGCAGAGGAGGCUUACAAACAGAUGUCCAGGAACAAUAAGAACCAGUCUGUUAUAGUGAGUGGUGAGUCUGGAGCGGGCAAGACCGUGUCUGCUAGGUAUGUCAUGAGGUACUUCGCUAUGGUCAGCAAGUCUAGCGGCAAAACACACGUGGAAGACAAAGUUCUGGCAUCCAAUCCAAUAACUGAGGCUAUUGGAAAUGCCAAGACAACCAGGAACGACAACAGCAGUCGCUUUGGGAAGUACACAGAGAUCAGCUUCGACAGGAGAUAUCAGAUCAUCGGUGCCAACAUGAGGACGUAUCUCAUGGAGAAAUCUAGAGUGGUUUCCCAGUCAGAGAACGAGAGAAACUACCACAUCUUCUACCAGAUGUGUGCCUGUGCAGAGCAGUCUGAGUUCAAGAGCCUGAGAUUGUUGAGUGCAGAUGAGUUCAGGUACACCUGCAUGGGCGGGGAGACGGGUAUCGAGGGGGUGGACGACAGGAAAGACAUGGAAGAGACACGCAGGACCUUCUCGCUGUUGGGGUUAACGGAGGACUUCCAGUCGGAUGUGUUCAAGGUGCUGGCUGGGAUUCUACACCUGGGGAAUGUGGAGAUAAGAAACGUCGGAUCAGACAGAUCAUCAGUUAGUUCCAGUGAUCAACACCUAGCUGCUUUCUGUGACCUUCUCGGGGUCAGUCCUGAUGGUGUUACCCGUUGGCUGUGCCAUCGCAGGAUAGCCAUGGUGGCAGAGACGGUGGUGAAGGCGGUGCCCAGUGAACGCGCUGUGAACUCCAGAGAUGCCCUCGCCAAGCAGAUCUAUGCCCACCUGUUCGACUGCGUCAUCCAGAAGAUCAACGCAGCCCUGCAGGUGCCAGGGAAACAGCACUCCUUCAUAGGAGUACUGGACAUCUAUGGGUUUGAAACAUUUGACAUCAACAGUUUUGAACAGUUUUGCAUCAACUAUGCCAAUGAGAAGCUUCAGCAACAAUUCAACUUGCAUGUGUUCAAGCUGGAGCAGGACGAGUACAUGGAAGAGGAUAUUCCCUGGACUCUGAUAGACUUCUAUGAUAACCAGCCGGUCAUUGACCUGAUUGAAGCAAAGAUGGGAAUCCUGGACCUGCUGGAUGAAGAAUGUCUGUUCCCCCAGGGUACAGAUCAGAACUGGCUUCAGAAGCUGUACAACUACCUGGCUGACAACCCUCUGUUUGAGAAGCCCAGGAUGUCCAACAAGGCCUUCGUCAUUCAACAUUUUGCUGACAAGGUAGAGUAUCAAUGCCAGGGUUUUCUAGAGAAGAACAGAGACACAUUGUAUGAAGAGCUGGUGGAUACCAUGAGAACCAGUAAGUUUCCUCUCCUGGCCAACUUCUUCCUGGAGGUGGAGCCAGAUGGGUUGGGCACUAAAGGCAUCAAAGUGAGGCCUGCACAGCCUCGGGUGAAACCAGCCAAUAAGAACCACAGGACCACUGUGGGAGAGAAGUUCAGCAGUUCUCUGUACCUGCUGAUGGAGACUCUGAACGCCACCACCCCUCACUACGUACGCUGCAUCAAGCCCAACGAGGAAAAGAUGCCGUUUGAGUAUGACUCUAAGCGGGUGGUCCAGCAGCUGAGGGCGUGUGGAGUCCUGGAGACCAUUCACAUCAGUGCUCAGAGCUACCCUUCCAGGUGGACAUACAUAGAGUUCUACAGCCGGUACAGUGUACUGAUGAGUCAAGAGGAGCUGGGCCUCAACCACAAGAAACUGGCCUGUAAGACAGUGCUGCAGAGGCUAAUUCAGGACUCAGAUCAGAACAAGUUUGGCCGGACCAAGAUUUUCUUCCGAGCGGGUCAGGUGGCCUACCUGGAGAAGCUUCGAUUGGACCGUCUCCGAAAGGCAUGUCUGACCAUCCAGAAGCACGUGAGGGGGUGGAGCCACAGGAGGAAGUUCCUUCGCAUGAGGGAGGCGGCUAUCGUCCUCCAACAGUACGUCCGUGGACAGCGGCAGAUAUGUAAAACGGUGACAGCUGCAGCGUUGAAACAGGGCUGGGCUUCUGUGGUCAUUCAGAGGUACUGGAGAAGUUAUCUGACCCGACAGAUCUAUAGAAUGGUCCGUUCCUCCUCUAUCAUCAUCCAAGCCUUCGCUAGAGGCUGGAUCGCCAGGAAACGCUACAAAAAGAUGGUGGAGGUGCAGAAAGCACUGAUCUUACAGAAGUAUGCCCGGGCGUGGCUCGCCAGGAGACGCUUCCAGAGCCUGCGCCGCCUGGUACACAACGUACAGCUCUCCUACAGGUGCCAGAAGCUCGGGAAGAAACUGGAAGAUCAGGCCAAAGAGAACCGUGGGCUGUUGGAGAGGCUGACAGGUCUGGCUGGUGCUCACGCCCAAGGUCUAGACAAGCUGCGCUGUCUGGAGGCCCAGCUGGGGAAAUCAGCCACUGAGAAGGCUUCGCUAGACGAGCGAGAGAAGAAGACCAUGAAGACGAUAGCUCAGCUUCAAGAGGAAAAAGACAAAUUAAUCGUUGAAAGGCAGAACUUGGAAAAGAAGUGUGCAGAUUCAACAACAGAGAUGAAAGACAGAUUUUAUCAAAUCAAGACAACUCUGAAAGAAGAUUUGGAACGAGAAGAAAGAUUGAGGAAGAUUGCAGAGAACAACCUUGACCUGCAGAAGAAGGACCAUGAGAAGGAGGUGGAGGUUCUGAGGAAGGAGAACAGGAGGCUGAAGGAGGAGAGAGUUGGCCUACAGAGACAGACAGAGGAGGAGGCGCAGGUCAACACUGAUCUACAGCACCAGGUCAUACAGCUCACCAGGCACGUCAAGGUGAUACCCGAGUUACGUAAAGAUCUUCACAACCUGCAGACCCAGAGAGAUGAUCUGGGCAGGAAGAUGAAGAAUCAGUCAGAACAGGCCAGAGCCAAGAUGAGUGUGAUCACAAGACAACUUCUUUGUGGCAUGGUUGAAGAGGAGGUCAUUUCCAGGUUGACCUCCGACAGUCCAGACCAGAUCUAUGAAGUUGGGAAUUUGUCGACUGCAUUUGAUGGACUGCAGAAAGCUUGCAGAGUGCUGGAGAGACACCAGCAGGAACAGAAGGAGGGCUAUGAAAGCCAGAUGGAGGCGCUGACGUUCAAGGUGGAACACCUGCAGAACCAAAACAAUCAGCUGCAGAAACUGUUCCGGGAGAAAACGUCUGUCAACGACAGCAACAGUCAGGAGGUGGCCAGGCUCAACACUGAAAACAUGGUCAUACCUGAGCUGAAGAAGCAGCUGUCAGAGCUACAACGACAUAAACAGGAGCUGGAAGUUCAACUGGAGGUGCUGGCCAGAAAGAUGACUGAAGAAAGUGAGGAGAUUUCAAAAGAGCUUCAGAUGAAUGUUGAAGAGGGAGGCUCCCAAAGCAGGCUGUUGGAGGAGCAUGCUGAGGAGGUGGAGAGGGAGAAUAAGGAAGUGGAGAGGGAGAAGAAGGAAAAGGUGGAGAUGGAGGAGGUGCUCAGGAAGCAGAAGAACACAGAGAACGAGGCCAAGGCCAGAUUCAGUCAGAAGGCAUCACGACUCACUGCAGAGAACACGGACUUUGAAGAGCAGCUCGACAUGAAGGACAGGUUGAUAAGGAAGCUGCGAAACCAAAUCAAGAGCCUUCAAACAUCCGAGGAAGCCAAUCAAACACCAGCGCCCACUAUUACCAACGAAUACCUUGGCAUGUUGGAAUACAAGAGGGAGGAUGAAGCCAAGCUCAUUCAAUACGUCAUUCUGGACCUGAAGCCCAGAGGAGUUAACAUGAUCCCCAACAUGGCUGCUCAGCUUCUCUUCAUGUGUGUCCGUCACGCUGACUACCUUAACGAUGAAGCCAAGCUCAAGUCUCUCAUGAACGCCAUCAUCAGUGGGGUUAAAAAGGUCAUCACGGAUGACCAAGAAGACUUUGAGCUGCUAUCGUUCUGGCUGUCCAACACGUAUCACAUUCUCAGCUGCCUGAAGCAGUACAGUGGAGAAGAGGAGUUUAUGAAACAGAACUCUCCGCGUCAGAAGAAGAACUGCUUGCAGAAUUUUGACUUGUCUGAACACAGACAGAUCUUCAGUGAUCUGGCCAUCUGUAUCUACCACCAGUUUAUAUCUGUUAUGGAGAAGACUCUUAUGCCUAUGAUCGUUCCCUGUAUGCUGGAGCACGAGAGCCUCCAGGACGUCUCUAGUAUGAAGCCUACAGGUUUCCGUAAGCGUUCCAGCAGCAUCUAUGAGGACCAGGAGAUCUGCACCAUCUACUCUCUCCUCCAGCAGCUCAGUCUGUACCACAGCACUAUGAGUCAGCACGGCAUGGAGGAGGGGCUGGUCAGACAGGCUGUGAAACAGACCUUCUUCCUGGUGGGUGCGGACACACUCAACAACAUCCUGCUACGCAAAGACAUGUGCUCCUGUAGGAAGGGCAUGCAGAUCAGGUGUAACAUCAGUCACCUGGAGGCGUGGCUAAAGGAGAAGGACCUAGUGCAGGGUACCAUGGCUACUCUGAAGCCUCUGUGUCAGGCUGCCUGGCUGCUGCAGGUCAACAAGACCACUGAUGACGACAUCAAAGACAUCACAGAGCAAUGCUCAGAACUCAGCCCUGUACAGAUUGUCAAGAUUUUGAACUCCUACACGCCCACUGAUGAUUUUGAGAAAAGGGUGGCACCGUCGUUCGUCCGCAAAAUUCAGGGCUUGCUCCAAGACCGUGAGGGGGGAUCCUCCCAGCUGAUGCUGGAUACCCAGUAUCGUUUCCAAGUCACCUUCCCCUUCACCCCGUCCUCUCAGGCCCUGGAGCUACUGCAGAUACCAUCCAGCCUCAGACUGGGCUUCCUCACCAGGAUCUAACCUCUAACCCCUGACCUCUGACCCCUUCACCCUGUCCUCUCAGGCCCUGGAGCUACUGGAGAUACCAUCCAGCCUCAGACUGGGCUUCCUCACCAGGAUCUAACCUCUAACCCCUGACCCCUUCACCCUGUCCUCUCAGGCCCUGGAGCUACUGCAGAUACCAUCCAGCCUCAGACUGGGCUUCCUCAUCAGGAUCUAACCCCUGACCUCUGACCCCUUCACCCUGUCCUCUCAGGCCCCGGAGCUACUGCAGAUACCAUCCAGCCUCAGACUGGGCUUCCUCACCAGGAUCUAACCCCUGACCUCUGACCCCUUCACCCUGUCCUCUCAGGCCCUGGAGCUACUGCAGAUACCAUCCAGCCUCAGACUGGGCUUCCUCACCAGGAUCUAACCCCUGACCUCUGACCCAUUCACCCCGUGAAUCUCAGGCCCUGGAGCUACUGCAGAUACCAUCCAGCCUCAGACUGGGCUUCCUCACCAGGAUCUAACCUCUAACCCCUGACCUCUGACCCCUUCACCCUGUCCUCUCAGGCCCUGGAGCUACUGCAGAUACCAUCCAGCCUCAGACUGGGCUUCCUCACCAGGAUCUAACCUCUAACCCCUGACCUCUGACCCCUUCACCCUGUCCUCUCAGGCCCUGGAGCUACUGCAGAUACCAUCCAGCCUCAGACUGGGCUUCCUCACCAGGAUCUAACUUCUAACCCCUGACCUCUGACCCAUUCACCCCGUGAAUCUCAGGCCCUGGAGCUACUGCAGAUACCAUUCAGCCUCAGACGGGGCUUCCUCACCAGGAUCUAACCUCUAACCCCUGACCUCUGACCCCUUCACCCUGUCCUCUCAGGCCCUGGAGCUACUGCAGAUACCAUUCAGCCUCAGACUGGGCUUCCUCACCAGGAUCUAACUUCUAACCCCUGACCUCUGACCCAUUCACCCCGUGAAUCUCAGGCCCUGGAGCUACUGGAGAUACCAUCCAGCCUCAGACUGGGCUUCCUCACCAGGAUCUAACCUCUAACCCCUGACCUCUGACCCCUUCACCCUGUCCUCUCAGGCCCUGGAGCUACUGCAGAUACCAUCCAGCCUCAGACUGGGCUUCCUCACCAGGAUAUAACCUCUAACCCCUGACCUCUGACCCCUUCACCCUGUCCUCUCAGGCCCUGGAGCUACUGCAGAUACCAUUCAGCCUCAGACUGGGCUUCCUCACCAGGAUCUAACCUCUAACCCCUGACCUCUGACCCCUUCACCCCGUGAAUCUCAGGCCCUGGAGCUACUGCAGAUACCAUCCUGCCUCAGACUGGGCUUCCUCACCAGGAUCUAACCCCUGACCUCUGACCCAUUCACCCCGUGAAUCUCAGGCCCUGGAGCUACUGCAGAUACCAUCCUGCCUCAGACUGGGCUUCCUCACCAGGACCUACCUAACCUCUGACCCCUGACUAGAGAAGCGGUCCAGUAACCUAAAGGUGGCUGGUUUUUAAUCCCAGUGAUGACAGGGGAAAAGCUGUCAGAAGAGGAAGUUGCCGCUUUCUACUAGAGUCUCAGGUGGUUCCGACUGCCAUUGUGUCCUUGAGCAAGGCACUCCUAACCAACCAAUCAAUUAAUCAAAUGUAUUUAUGAAGUUCUUUUUACAUCAGCCGAUGUCACAAUGUGCUGUACAGAAACCCAGCCUAAAACCCCCAAACAGCAAUGCAGAUGUAGAUGUAGAAGCACGGUGGCUCCAGGGACGCUGCUCUAAAACCAACCUUUUACAAUCAUCACAGUAAUUAUGGAUCCAAAUACAGUUUGAUAGAAAUAUUAAGAUGACUCCUGACGAAUGUCCGAUGUACAGCAAAAAUGCAGAUGCUGUUGCGGAGUGAUUUUCUAAAUCUUGGUAGUAUAACGAGAAACCUUACUUUCUCAGUUCAGAUGAGAUGACAAAUGUAAACUGUUGUUUUUAAAAAAUAUUGUCUGUGUAAAUUGAGAAUGUGACCACUCAAUGUUAUUGAGUAUCAUGCACAGUAAAUAAAACAUGGCUUGUUUUUUGUUUUUAAGAUACUUUUUGGGGGGGGGGGGGUUAUGCCACAUAUAAGUAUUUCAUAUUUAAAUUAUAAAAUGUGCCUAAAAUUAAUUAUAUGAAUAAAAUAUUGUAUUAGUUGAUAAUGA